Striga hermonthica is the source of this 1080-nucleotide messenger RNA. NCBI's taxonomy places the organism in Eukaryota, Viridiplantae, Streptophyta, Magnoliopsida, Lamiales, Orobanchaceae. The record is from the annotation of a GenBank genome assembly.
AUGGCGGCUUCACUGGAAACUCAGCACCCAAUUAAGGCUCUUGGAUGGGCUGCUAAUGAUCCAUCUGCCACUUUCACUCCUUUCAACUUCUCAAGGAGGGCAACUGGUGAACUUGAUGUGCAGUUUAAGGUUUUGUACUGUGGUAUUUGCCAUUCAGAUCUUCACUUGGCCAAGAAUGAGUGGGGAUUCACUGCUUAUCCCUUGAUACCUGGUCACGAGAUUGUAGGGGUCGUUACAGAAAUAGGCGCAAAGGUAACCAAAUUCAAAAAAGGGGACAUAGUCGGAGUCGGGUGCUGGGUGGGGUCGUGCCGCGAGUGUGAGGAGUGCCGUAAAGGCGAAGAAAGUUACUGCCCGAAGAUAUUAAUGACGGUGAGCGGGACCUACUUUGACGGGACACCCAAUUUCGGUGGCUUCUCGGACAUUAUGGUUGUGGACGAGCAUUUUAUAAUCCGGUGGCCCGAGAAUUUGGCACUCGACAAGGGGGCCCCACUGCUGUGUGCUGGGAUCACCACAUACAGCCCAAUGAAGCGGUUCGGGCUCGACAGGCCCGGGAUUAGAGUGGGUGUCGUGGGCCUUGGAGGCAUCGGUCACCUCACGGUCAAGUUUGCUAAAGCGUUCGGGUGUAAAGUGACUGUCGUGAGCUCGUCAGUUAAUAAGAAGGAAGAGGCAGUCGAGCGUUUUGGGGCCGACGAGUUUUUGGUCAGCACUGACCAGGAACAGAUGCAGGCUGCAUUUGGGACCUUGGACGGUAUCAUUGAUACUGUCUCGGCAAAUCAUUCACUUUUACCGUUGGUAAAUUUGUUAAAACCUCACCGCCAACUGAUAUUAAUUGGAGCUCCACCUAAACUUGAGAUUCCUAUCUUUCCCCUGCUUAUUGGGGGAAAGGCGAUAGUGGGGACAGCGGCCGGAGGAAUAAAAGAGACGCAAGAAAUGAUCGAUUUUGCAGCCGAGCACAAUAUACUGCCUGACGUCGAGAUAAUUCCGAUGGAUUACGUGAACACGGCCAUGGAUCGUCUUGAGAGAGCUGAUGUCAAGUAUAGAUUUGUUAUCGACGUUGCGAAUUCACUCAAGAAACUGUAA